Messenger RNA from Cimex lectularius (bed bug), 980 nucleotides. Its product is annotated as LDLR chaperone boca-like. Gene Ontology annotation, biological process: protein folding. The transcript is spliced from 5 exons. The coding region runs from base 124 to 693 and encodes 189 amino acids. The record is from RefSeq and is a predicted model, not a curated record. Lineage: Eukaryota; Metazoa; Arthropoda; Insecta; Hemiptera; Cimicidae.
AGGCGGGCAGAACCUGCAACCUCGCGGCUCGUUGUCAUCCGUUAACUUAUUGUAAUCGCCGGAAAGAAGAAUAAUAAUACAGUUUUUGUCUUUUUCCCGUUUAAAAGUAAGAAAAAUAGCGAAAUGAAAAACUUAGCUGUGUCGGUUUGCCUGUUCGCCGUCCUCCUCGGUCCUUGCCUGGCCAAAAAGCCCAAAGAAAAACCAGAAUGGGCUAAAAAGGACAUUACAGACUUUACAGAUGCCGACAUGGAACGGUUGCUGGACCAGUGGGAGGAAGACGAAGAACCCUUGGAGCCUGAUGAACUCCCAGAACAUUUGCGACCUCAACCGAAGAUAGAUAUGAAUAAUAUACAAGGCAUCGACCCGGAGAACCUGCAAAAGAUGGUUAAAAAGGGCCAGACGGUGAUGUCGUUCGUCAUAGUCGAUGGUGACCCGGACCGUGACAGGACCGAUCAGCUGACCAAGCUGUGGCAGGGCAGCUUGCACAACAACCACAUCCAGGCGGAAAGGUACGUCAUCGAAGACAAUCGUGUUAUAUUCAUGUACAAGGAUGGAUCGCAGGCCUGGGAUGGCAAGGAUUUCCUGGUCCAACAGCCUGAAUGCAAAGAAGUUAUGAUAGAAGGGAAGACAUACUAUGGAAAACAUACCAAACAGUUUCAGGAAGAAAGCAAAGCUCAGAAAGAAGAAUUAUAAUCAUGAAGAAAACUUUUCUAAGAUCAAGCGAUUAAAAAAAUCAAAAUAAUGCUAUUAUGUUUAUAAUUAAUAAUUGUGCAUUAUUAUAGAAAAGUUAUUUCCGCUGAAUGAUUCAAGAAUGAUGUCCUCCACCAUAGAAUAUGUGUUAAUCUUCUGUGUGUAUGUUUGUGUGCAUGUGUGGGUCUCUUCUACAAGAUGUUGUGAUAUAGGAUAUAUUUUUGUAAGACUUUUUCCAAUUAUAUUUUUUGUUACAAUGUAUCGAAUGUAUUAAAAAAAGUGCAAAUAUA